GCUUCGCCCUGAAUAGAGGUUAUAUUUAUAUUAUUAUAAGCGGCGGACAUUAGAUUGGUUCAUAGUAUGUCAUCAUACUAAGACACUGAUAAUUAUGACCCAUUUGAGCCGGGAUUUAGCUAUUCCCAGUGUCUUAAAAAUACAAAUGUGUUGCCAAGUUGAUGUUUACAUCUGAAGGCUCUUCAAAAAUCUGCUCAUUCUAUAAAUAGAAAGAACACUGGGGUCGUCUAAUAAUAGAAAAAAUAACUAUUUCAGAAAAGAACUUUGAAGGCUGUUCAAAAAUAAUAUCUAACAUAAUUGUAAACAAUGUGGGAUAUAUGUGAGCAUCAGGGGAUUAUUUCCAAGCAUUCUCAUGUAGAGAGCCAGAGAUAAUUGCGUAAUAUUGUUUUUAAAGUCCCAGAUGAAAUGAAGCAUGAACACUAAUGAACACAGACUUUGUGUUUUUCCAAUCAGACUGCAACAGGCUUUGCAAAAAGAGACGCAACGAGUUUAUUUUGCACAAAUACUUACACCAAGUUUCCAAGUGAAUCUUGUUUUCUGGAUUCUUUGACACAAAAACGUUUCACUGUUUUGGUUGUGAAUGUGGCCUGGAUCUUUAAAGACCCCAAACUGUCAGCUGAAUGAAGUUAGGGGGCCACCGGGGUGGUGAGGUAGCACAUUUACCAUGGAAACAAGUCCAUUUGAGUCACAUGGGCUCAUACUAAUGAGUAUUCUGGCUGUCUCUUACUAGUCUGAGCAGUUUGUUGCUCACUUUUGGCCUAUGGUAUUGACAACAUGAGUCUAACGGGGAUCACUCCAUCUCCUAACGGAAUGGCAUCAUUCGAGACAGACGACACAGAAACACAAGCUACUCUCUAUGAAGUAAAGAUGUUCAACAUCACCCUGUCUGCAGUAGCUCUGUUCAUCCUGGCUGUGGCAGGAAUUAUCAGUUGUUUCUCAUACCUGAGACACAGGAGGAAGUAUAAGAGGGCUCGUGUCUAUGAGAGCGCUGUGUCCUGUGAGCUUCCCGAGGAGCCAGUGGAUGUUACUUCUGCAGUGAAAACCGACCGUUUCCAUAACCCACUCGCACUUUUCAGAAGAUCGGAGGGCCCAAAAGACAACUCACGGAUCCACUACAUCUACACCAACCCUCUGCCUGUGGGACACGAGGAAGACAGAACCCCUCCUUAUACGGUUUCUACACACACUCCUCUCACACUGCAGGACUACGCCAAUGACCCCAGCAGUGGCAUCAUAUUGGCUCCACCUAUUUUUUACAUGCAGCUCUAGAAAGUUAUGAAAAGUUUGUAUUUAGGAAACGAUCUUGUUCCAAACUCCCAUAAUGCUCUUUCUAACGUGGAACACAAAAAGAGACAUUUAGCAGAAUGUUCACGCUGCACUUUUCAUGAAUGGUGACCAAAAAGCACCAUAAAUACAAUUUACUUGUCAUUCACUGUAUUAAUCCUCAAACUAGUUAUUCAUAAUUUGUUCACAGC
This is a messenger RNA of Danio rerio (zebrafish), 1475 nucleotides long. The record is from RefSeq and is a predicted model, not a curated record. NCBI's taxonomy places the organism in Eukaryota, Metazoa, Chordata, Actinopteri, Cypriniformes, Danionidae.